CAGCAACUGGGAGAAGAGUCGAUCGAAAUCUGGUACGUUUGACAGCCGCUUGUUGCUUAAAAAACUAAAGAUAUCUCAACAGUCAAUGUGAAAUAUUAGUAUUUAUAUAAUAAUGUCUAAUAAUCUGCCGGAAUUGGUGAGAGUGCAUCAGUUUGAUACUGAGAAAGUUAUCCGUGAAGUAAUGGGACCUGCACUUCUCGGUCGUGCUGAUAAAGGCGAGUUGCAGGAGUUGGAAGGCGAUGAAGUUCGACUUGAUACCUUUGUACAAAACCUUGCAGUGAUCAAGGAUAUCCAAUCAAUGCGAGAACAGCUGACUACUUGCAUUCGAACUCUAGCUGAAUACAAUUUGAAUAUGGAACCCAAACUCAAUCAAGGCAGAGAAAAGCUGUUUGAAUCAUAUCAAAACAGAGAAACCUUAGAAGCCCAGUUUGAGAGAAAUAAAAAGAAAAUAGAGGAACUAUCUGGCCAGUACUCAAUGGAUACUACCAUGGCUCUCCUUCAAACCGCAACUGCACAAGCAGAAGAAGAAGCAGAGAAAACAGUUGACAAGUAUUUGGAAGGAGACAUGGAUGUUGAAACAUUUAUUCAGACUUUCCAACAACAGAAAACUUUACACCACUUACGAAGAGUAAAAUCAGAGAAACUAAAUGAGCUAUUACAGAAAAGGACACCUUCACAGAACUACCGGUUCUAAAACAAGCAAAUCUUAAAGUUAUAACGAAGUAUGAUGUCUUUGGCAUUUCAAGGUUUGUCAGACACCAGCUUCAAGAGAAUCUCAUUAUGUCAGUGUAUGACAAUGCUACAUGACAUUAUACUUUUAACAAUUUAAUCUUGCUUUAGGAACAGUAGGUAAAUUAGAUUAUACUUAGCAAGAAAGGUAGUAUUAAUUGUAAUAACUGAUGUAAUUGUAAUGACAUGGUUUUGAAUGUAAAAAAUGAUAAUAAUAUUAAGACAUUUUCAAUUUAUGAAAA
Molecule: messenger RNA, 971 nt
Organism: Exaiptasia diaphana
Lineage: Eukaryota; Metazoa; Cnidaria; Anthozoa; Actiniaria; Aiptasiidae
Product: vacuolar protein sorting-associated protein 37C
Exons: 4
Coding region: 113-694 (193 amino acids)
Biological process (GO): protein targeting to membrane; ubiquitin-dependent protein catabolic process via the multivesicular body sorting pathway; protein targeting to vacuole
Cellular component (GO): ESCRT I complex
Source: RefSeq, a predicted model, not a curated record